GAUCUUGGGCUACUGCAGUAAAAGAGUGAGGAGGAGGCAGGAGAGGAAAGUGCUGCGCUCUGGAAUUCUCCAUAGGAAAGAGGAAUAACACCAAUCCAGCUCCACAGAUAACAUUGGACUUGAUACCCUGUGAGAUCUCAGCGGCUUCCACACCUCUGGCCUUAUGCAGAAAACUCUGAGCACACCUGAUUUAGACCAGACCAGGCGGUGUAUUAUGUACAGUCGCUGAUCUCUGAGAUGGCCGUGUGGGCCCGACAGGCCCAAACAUCCCACCUGCAGUGCUGCCUCUACCUUAUCCAGGUCCAGCGGCCCACCCUGAGUGUCUGAUCGGCCCAGCCCUGCUAACACCCACCCUGGGCUUCCCUCUCAUCGGGCCACCUGGCUUCACUCCGGGCCCACCAUGGGAGGAUGCCUCUCCAAACCCAAACCAGUAGAGGUCAAAGUUGAGCUCACUCUUUUGGACAAAGAGAAAGAGGUGGACCUGAUGUCUCCUAAUGGAAAGGCCAGUCCAUUUUCAGAAUGCAGACUCAACGGAUCUCUGGGACACUGUUCAGACGAGGACACCAUGACACUGCGGCCACACCGUAAACACAGAGAUUACAUAGAAGCAUCUGUCUGCCAUGUAAAAGACCUUGAGAAUGGACAAAUCCGUGAGGUGGAUUUGGGGGCUGGUCGUGCUCUGCUCAUUAAGGAGCAUGGAGAAUUCUUUGCCAUGGGACACAAGUGCCCACAUUAUGGGGCUCCACUGGUCAAAGGUGUGCUAUCAAAAGGGCAUGUGCGAUGUCCAUGGCAUGGGGCAUGUUUUAACAUCACUACGGGUGAUAUUGAGGAUUUUCCUGGCCUAGACAGUUUGCCUACCUUCCAGGUAAAACACGCUCUUCAGACUCAGCGGCGGUCAAAGGCCAUGUCAAAAUGUUCAGCUGUCAUCAAUUCCAGCACUGGAUUCAGCCAUGUUCUCAUUAUCGGAUCAGGUCCUGCUGGUCUGGUGUGCGCUGAGACUCUGAGGCAGGAGGGUUUCACUGACCGUAUAGUCAUGUGCACCAUGGACACACAUCUGCCUUAUGACAGGCCUAAACUGAGUAAGUGUUUAGAGAGCACAGCUGAGCAGCUUCAGCUGCGCUCAUCUGACUUCUUUCAAACGCACGACAUAGAGAUACUAUUAGAGAAAGAGGUUGUCUCUGUGGAUGUGAAGACACGGACUGUGACAUUUCGGGAUGGUUUUAAAAUGGAGUAUCGAAAACUCUUCAUUGCCACAGGGAGCAGACCCAAACCUCUGAGCUACAAAGGCAAAGAUGUGGGAAAUGUGUUUCACCUCAGAACACCAGAAGAUGCGAACAGCAUCGCAACACUCGCCAGCAGUAAGAAUGCUGUCAUAGUUGGAACCUCAUUUAUUGGUAUGGAGGUGGCAGCAGCUCUCACAGAUAAGGCUCACUCAGUGUCUGUGAUCGGCAUAGAGGCCGUGCCAUUCCGUAAAGCACUCGGAGAGAAAGUGGGAAAAGCCUUGAUGAAGCUGUUCGAGUCAAACAGGGUGAAGUUCUACAUGUUGAACGAAGUGUGGGAGAUGCGAGGGCAUAAUGGACAGUUAAAAGAAGUGGUUCUAAAAAGUGGCAAAGUCUUGAGAGCUGACGUCUGUGUUAUUGGCAUAGGCUCCAGUCCAGCCACAGCAUUCCUGAAGCAGAGCGGAGUGCACAUGGACUCCAAAGGAUUCAUCCCAGUCAAUAAGACCAUGCAGACGAACAUUGACGGGGUCUUCGCUGGGGGUGAUGUGGUAACGUUUCCUCUAGCUCUACGUAGCAAUAAGAAGGUGAACAUACCCCACUGGCAGAUGGCUCACGUACACGGUAGAGUGGCUGCACUUAGCAUAAUGGGAAAAGCCUCAGACAUUAAAACGGUGCCUUAUUUCUGGACAGCAAUGUUUGGGAAAAGCAUACGAUAUGCAGGUUAUGGAGAUGGCUUUGAUGAUGUGGUCAUCCAGGGAGAUUUGGAUGAGCUGAAAUUUGUGGCAUUCUACACAAAGAGUGAGGAGGUGGUGGCCGUGGCCAGUAUGAACUACGACCCCAUUGUGUCACGGGUUGCAGAAGUCUUUGGCUCUGGAAAGACGAUUAGGAAACGUGACGUGGAGACAGGAGACAUGUCAUGGCUGAUCGACAAAGGCUCGCAGUGAGGAUGUGAUCAGCUCAGCACAGCAAGCUCCUUGAGUUUUCCUUGCCAAACUUGGAUGAUCUCCUGUAACAGACGUAGUCUUAGUGCUGCAGCUGCAGUUGGUUAAGUGGGACACUAGAUGGGAGACGUACGCCGUCCUAACCCGAGCACCUGGGCCGUGCUGAGAACAUCGUCCCCGUGAGGUGGCACCUCUCCGGGCCUGGAUCCAUUCACAGCACUAACAAAUGAGCCAUACCUGGUUUUUAACCCUCCGUUCUAGACGGGACAGUUCUCUCUCUCUC
Sinocyclocheilus grahami is the source of this 2444-nucleotide messenger RNA. RefSeq names its product apoptosis-inducing factor 3-like. Bases 401 to 2164 code for a protein of 587 amino acids. The record is from RefSeq and is a predicted model, not a curated record. Gene Ontology annotation, biological process: execution phase of apoptosis. Lineage: Eukaryota; Metazoa; Chordata; Actinopteri; Cypriniformes; Cyprinidae. The transcript has 19 exons. Gene Ontology annotation, molecular function: 2 iron, 2 sulfur cluster binding; oxidoreductase activity, acting on NAD(P)H. Gene Ontology annotation, cellular component: cytoplasm; mitochondrion.